This is a messenger RNA of Paramecium sonneborni, 444 nucleotides long. The record is from the annotation of a GenBank genome assembly. NCBI's taxonomy places the organism in Eukaryota, Ciliophora, Oligohymenophorea, Peniculida, Parameciidae.
AUGAAACCCUUUCACUAAACCUUCAAAUAAAAUGUUAAACUUUAAGUUAUCUCAACCAAAGAGUCUUAUGUAUUUUAAUAUUAAAUUAUAUCAUUUAUGAUUAUUUAGAUAAUAAAUUUAUAUCAAAAGUAUAAUGUAAACAAUUAAAUCAAACUAUUUGUGAAUUAUUCAACAUAUCCCUAAGUACUAUCUUGAAAAAAUUAAGAGUUAUUAGUUCCAAUUAAUGAUUAGAGUUUAAAAUUAAAAAUAGGUUAUAUAGAAGAUUUGAAACUUAAUGGAAUCAUUUGGCCAGAAAAUAUGCAUUUUAUAGUGGAAGUUUAGCUUAUUAUGAUUUAAGUGGAAAACUUGAUUGCCACCUUAUAUCAAUGCAAAGAGUAAAUAAUUACUUAUUAAUUAUAAUAUCAAAAAGUUAUAUUUUAAUUCAAAUAGAUAAUCGGAUCAUGA